GAAGGGUCAGCUAUUAGGUACCGUAACCAUAAAGCCACCACAAAAGGACCUCGAGGCAGCACUUUUCCUGCUGUACAAGCGUUCAGUGUCCUCUCCGAUUUCGGCUGUAAACGGUGCAUCUUCCGGUCUAAGCCCAUCCGCAGUCUUAGCGCUUCAGGCCUUGCGUGGGGUCACGCAGAUCAAACUCCGAAAGGUGAAACAAGGGAUUCAGUUACGGCUUUCCCUGUGAGUCUAGUUCUUGUAGAGAUUGAAGAUUUGCGCGCGAGCUCUAAUUCAAAGCUUCAGACCGCGCGAGGAAGAGAUACUGCGUUGGGUGAUGCAGUCGGAGCUGGAAAUGGAGUGCAACUUGGCUCGCAGUGUGCGCGGGAAUCCCUAUGCGGCGUUUAUACGCCGUGCUGCAGCAAAGUUAUACGUUGA
Molecule: messenger RNA, 417 nt
Organism: Amoebophrya sp. A25
Lineage: Eukaryota; Dinophyceae; Syndiniales; Amoebophryaceae
Source: the annotation of a GenBank genome assembly